ACGGCUCUGCACAUGAGAAUAACGACGAUUUCACCUUUUAUCGCAAGUUUUCUCUCUCUCUCUCUCUCUCUCUCUCUCUCUGGUCCAGCUGACGAGACAAACACAAAGGAACAGCAAAAAUAUGUACUCUGGAGAAUACUAAAUUGGAACACGCCCACAAGAUUCCUUCCAAAACGGUUCCCCGAUCGAUUAUGUUUUCUCGUAACAGGCGUUCGGGAUCGGUCGUGUUCUGUCGGCGGAGAAUUUGAGAAAAAGAUGAAGGCAAUGGAGACGGUACAGGAUCUGAUCGAAGAAUUCAAGCUUCGGACCGUUUAUUGGGCACUAUGCGUCUUCGCCGUGUGUUACUUCUUAACACAUACGAGUAAAUCAAUGUGGAUGAAUAUUCCUAUAUCAAUACUAUUUGUUUCUGUAUUGCGGAUUCUUUUUAACGAGGUGGAGUUCCAUUGGAAAGUGCGAAAAAUUCGUCAGCAAACAUACUUAUCAAUCUUAGAGAAGAAGCAGCUCUCGGUGAAUGAUUCUCGGCUUUCAACGUUGCCGCCCCCACCAAAAUGGAAGAAAAAAAUUGACUCCCCUGUUGUAGAGGCUUCAAUGGAGGAGUUUGUCAACAAACUCUUGCAAGAUUUUGUUACAGAUUUAUGGUAUUCAGAUAUUACACCAGAUAAGGAGGCCCCUGAACUCAUGCGUGGGAUAAUCAUGGAUGUUCUUGCUGAAAUAUCAGGAAGGGUCAAAGAGACAAACUUAGUUGACUUGUUGACAAGGGAUGUAGUUGACUUGGUAGGGGAUCACCUAGAUCUUUUUAGAAGAAACCAAGCUGCUAUAGGGGUGGAGGUCAUGGGAACACUGUCAUCAGAAGAAAGGGAUGAACGCUUGAAACACCAUCUUACGGUUUCCAAGGAGCUUCACCCUGCAUUAAUAUCUCCAGAGUGUGAGUACAAGGUUCUUCAGCGUAUUGUAGGUGGGUUGUUAGCUGUAGUGCUAAGACCUAGAGAAGCUCAAUGUCCACUGGUGCGAUGCAUUGCCCGAGAGCUCGUAACUUGCGUGGUGAUGCAACCUAUAAUGAAUUUUGCAAGCCCAAUGUACAUUAAUGAAUUGAUCGAGUAUAUUUUCCUUGCUAUUAAGGAUGAUGGGAGUAACGCGGCAGGUGAUGACCAGCCACCUAAUGCGGGGGAUCAUAACAGUGAUCAUUCUGUUGCUGCAGAGAUCGUACCAAAUGAAUUUUCUUCGAGGAGAAAUGCAUCUUCCUACUAUCAAGGGACCAAUCUGGCGAUGCCAGGAGCUGGCAAUCUGAAAGGGAUUUCCCUGGAUGCUUCGGAAAAUUUGGAUUCUAAUAUACAUGGUGAGGAAACCAUGCAACCACGGCCCACUGAUUGGGCGCGAGUAAUAGAGGCAGCUACCCAGAGAAGAACAGAGGUUCUAAUGCCUGAAAAUCUCGAAAAUAUGUGGGCCAGGGGUAGAAAUUAUAGAAAGAAAGUUCAGAAGAGUGCAGGAGGGAUUCAGGCUCCUGUUUCAAAGGGUUCAGGACUAAAUAAUGCGAAACGUACAAAAAGUUCGGGUAACGAGAUUUCAAAUCACAGGCUUGAAGUUUCUCCUGCAACAGAAGAUAAAGCUCUGGUGAAGUUACCACCAAGAUCAAGUACAGAGACUCGACUAACUGAAGGUAACAACAAUCUGAUGCAUAUAUCUCAUGGACUGAGCAAGCAUCAUUCUGUUGGCGGAGCAUCUCUUGUUGAUGGAUUGGAGGGUACUGCUUCUAAUAUUACUAGUGGGAUUAAGUGCGUGCUUAAGAGAUCAAAUAGCACUUCUGCCCUUAAAGAACCUAACAUGGGAAAUUCAAUCACAAGUGAGGGUAGCGGACCCAUUAUUUCCGAGUUCUAUAGCUCUGAUUUUGACAAGCAUAAUGAUGUGCGUGCUAUUAAGAGUGCUUCAGAUAUGGUGUUCCGUAGUGAAGGAAGCCACACUUCCAAGCUUAGGAGCCGGGUUAUAGGAGCAUACUUUGAGAAACUGGGGUCAAACUCAUUUGCGGUUUAUUCAAUUGCAGUGACAGAUGCAGAUAAAAACACUUGGUUUGUGAAAAGAAGAUAUAGGAAUUUUGAGAGAUUACAUCGUCACCUUAAGGACAUUCCUAACUAUACUUUACAUUUGCCUCCCAAGAGGAUAUUUUCCUCAAGCACAGAAGAUGCUUUUGUUCAUCAGCGCUGUAUUCAACUUGACAAAUAUCUCCAAGAUCUCCUGUCAAUAGCUAAUGUAGCUGAACAACAUGAAGUGUGGGACUUCUUGAGUGUUUCAUCAAAGAAUUACUCUUUCGGAAAAUCUUCCUCAGUAAUGCGAAGCCUGGCAGUAAGUGUGGAUGAUGCUGUGGAUGAUAUCGUGCGCCAGUUCAAAGGGGUUUCCGAUGGCUUAAUGCGGAAAGUCGCUGGUUCAUCUUCCUCUCUUCAUGAAGCCUCUCCUGAAACUUCGGGCAGGAACUUAUCCUGGAAUGCUGACGAGAUUAGCAGACAUCUGUCGUGGCAAACUACCACGGAAUCAGCAAAAAGCAUUUCUGAUGAGGAAGGUGAUAAAGAUGGAACUCGUGGACAUGAGGAAGUAGGAUCUAGUGUGCAAGCUAAUGGGUGGCAUUCAGACAAUGAAUUGAAUUCAAAGAGUUUCCCACCUAGGGUGGUUAAACGUGGUGACGAAUUUAGAAGCUUAAAUUCCGAGAAGAAACAUGGUUUAGAGACAGAACCUCUAUCACUCAGCCUGGGAGGAUAUCCUCCGGCAGGUUUCCCAGUCACCUCUGAUCACCUGGAUUAUUCGGCUGUAGUGCUACCAGAGUGGACUCCACCAAACUUAAGCAUACCAGUGUUGAAUUUAGUUGAUAAUAUAUUUCAACUUAAGAGAAGAGGCUGGCUAAGAAGACAAGUUUUCUGGAUAUCAAAACAAAUCUUGCAGUUAAUGAUGGAAGACGCAAUUGAUGACUGGCUCCUGAGGCAAAUCCAGUGGCUUCGAAGAGAUGAUGUUAUUGCUCUAGGGAUUCGAUGGGUCCAAGAUGUUCUGUGGCCUGAUGGCACAUUCUUUCUGCGACUAAGAACUCAAAGUGAAAAUGAUGCUCCUCAACCUAAUCAAAGAUCUUUCCAAACUACAAAUCGCAGCAGUAACGUCUCUAAACCAGGGUCGUUUGAGCAACGGCUUGAGGCUGCUCGUAGAGCUAGUGAUGUCAAGAAAAUGAUCUUCAAUGGAGCUCCAACUACGCUAGUCAGCUUGAUUGGGCAUAAGCAAUACAGACGUUGCGCGAAAGAUAUAUAUUUCUUCCUUCAGUCUACAGUCUGUUUGAAGCAGCUUGCUUAUGGAAUACUUGAACUGGUACUCAUCUCAGUUUUUCCUGAGCUGCGGGAUGUUGUGCUGGACAUUCAUGAAAAGAUGCGUGCUCAACCUGUAUAGUAAAUUCAAGUUCCACUCUCUCCAGUUUUUAUCAUUUCGUAUAGUAAAUUCGAGUUCCACUCUCUUCCCAUUUUUUAUCAUUUCGAUUCAGAAUGUAUAGUUAGUUUCACUGCAAGUUCGAAAGUAAGGAAUUUGGUCGAUUCACAUAGUGCGAUGGGGCUUUUUCCUCGGUGGCACGGAUAUGGGUUAUUCUGGUAUUAUGUAGGGUCAGUUCUGGGAUAGGGGAGAUAAUUUCUGUCCCUCUAAUUCUUUUUGUACAUAGAGAUUGUAUAGGAGUCCUUUGGUGGAAUCAUAUUGUAUGUACUUGAGUAACACCCCUUCCUGGAAAUUUUGUAUUGAUUUCUCAUUUGCCUUCUAUCGUUAGUUUUAUGUUUUAGGAUUAAAUUUCACUGACACCCCCAGAGGUUUGUCUUAAUAACAGAUACUGUCCUCUUGUACGAGAAA
Rhododendron vialii is the source of this 3861-nucleotide messenger RNA. RefSeq lists its product as uncharacterized. The record is from RefSeq and is a predicted model, not a curated record. The transcript has 15 exons. Gene Ontology annotation, molecular function: phosphatidylinositol binding. NCBI's taxonomy places the organism in Eukaryota, Viridiplantae, Streptophyta, Magnoliopsida, Ericales, Ericaceae. Bases 13 to 3417 code for a protein of 1134 amino acids.